UAUUAAUUAGCACGCUUCCUUUGCUGUUGGGUGUUGCAGUACAGUAGUGUGGCGGUGAGGUUGGUGAUAGUUUGUUUAAUGAUAUAUGAACUUUUAAACGUACAAGUGUACACUUUUUUGUUGACAAAGUAUAUUUAUAGUUUGACUAAACAUAUAUGCUUCGGAUAUCAGUACUUUAAAGCUAAGGAUUUUCGAGUAUAUACUACCGCCCGAGGCACAGAACGUCGUCAUUGCUCGUCGAUUGGUGGAAGCCAGUUAAUGUUUUGGUCAAAUGGUCACGUCAGAUAAGAUACGUACAGUCAUCUGUGUUGGGACAAAAAUCAUGUUGCGUAUUGUUAGAUUUCUGUUCUUAGUAAACUUGAUGGUUUAUCAAUGGCGGCCAAACUAUGUUACUGGACUGCGUAAUUCAGAAGCAUCAAGUUGUAGAACCACUGUGUUUACCGCAGCACCAAGGUAUAAACGGUUUUCCAGCCCGAAUUUCCCAAGGAAAUUUGCCGAGCAAACUCAAUGCUCGUGGAUCGUUCAGGCUCCCCUCGGCUACCGAGUAAAAUUGGAGUUUUUGUCUUUCUACUUGUUGGGGACGCACGAUCAAGAUAGAUGUUUCGUGCAGCACCUUACGAUAUCUGAUCCAUUCACUGGAAUACAAGAUGGCCCAUAUUGUGGCAACACGUCACCCCCGCGGACAACAUCGGCAGGACGGAGACUUAAAGUCACCCUCGAGUCCGAUGCAGUUGGUAUUCAGGAAUAUUACAAAGGAUUUCGUAUCCGUUAUUCAACAAGCUUGCAGCCCCCAUCCCUAAGGAUGCGCGACAGUGCUGGGUUAUGGGCAACGUAUAGAGUAGCAGCGAAUGGUGUUACUGUCCCUGCCACUACGACCACUGUCGCUAUGAUUCCAACGCGAAAUUCGAACGAGAUUGACAACAACAACAACGCAGCUAUCGACUUAAUCAACAGUCGACGCAAUACUGCCCAGGAUGACAACGAAGCGAGGAACAACAGAAUUAAUGAGCAAAACAACAGAAACGUUCCUAAUACAGUAAUUAUUACAGCGAGGUACAGGCCGGAUCGAUAUGUUAACCGCAGAAGAGCGACUAUACGACCCCCUACCAGAAAUAACCUCAUGCGACCAAGACCUCCAACUAAUACAGUGCCUAGGACGAAACCCAAGCGAGAAUCAAAGCAGGGUUUGGGUGGUGGGGCUGUUGCAGGGAUUGUUGUCGGGUUGCUACUUGUUCUAGUUCUGGUUGUUGGAAUAAUGUACAGAGCCAUUUCGAAAAGGAAAAAACAAAACCCACCGACUCAGCAGCAUCGACAGCAUCAAGCAUUGAACUACAUUCAAAUUGAAAAGCCACGAAUUGAAACUACAAACCAGGGUAGUACUGAUGGUAGUCAUGACAACGCCGCUUUCACCAAGUCACAUUUUGCACAACCGGUGCUGGUUGUAAAUGAAGAUAUACACCCACCUGUUACCGUGGUUAAAAGCGACGAAACCCACACUUCGCAACCCUCUGGCAAACACAACCAAAGUUCGGAAGACCCAGAACCUCGUAAGGCGCAUCGUCGCCAUAGUGCUGGUGAAAGACGCUCACGAGCUGCGAGGGUAAAAUCUCCCAGUAAGAGCAAAACAGACAGGGAAACCCGGGACCGCCGAAAGACCAGGAGUCGGAAGAGAGACCGCUCUCCAAUCAAACGAAAGAGCGAAAAGUCAAAUAAACGAAGCAGACCGAAGGAUGAAAGGCGUCCACGUAACACAAGCAAAAGUAACAUGGACCGUCCAAAAAACAGAGCUUAAGCAGUGAAUGUUUGUGCUAUACAAUCCAGGCGCCAUUGGAAUUAAUUAGGUUCUACCUUUUGUUUCAAAUGUGUUGUAGAUUCCUUUAAAGGUUGGUGAGGUGGGCCUAUGCACAUUUACUUCAACCUGUAGUCGCAACUAAGAAUUGCCUCCGUGCAAAUAUAGGAAUUCCGUCUUCCCUUAUAAAAGGUAGCUCUCCACUACAGCAUUAACAGGGGAUGCAUCUAGGCCCUCUACUAAACAACUGAUUUAGAAAUGUAUGCCUUGCAUCUCACUAUUGAAGCAAUACGAAGAUACAUCGAUUUAUUACAGUGUAAGCUGAUCAGACAGGCAACAGCGGGAAAGCAACCAGGCCGCAAAACACAA
Ciona intestinalis (vase tunicate) is the source of this 2158-nucleotide messenger RNA. Lineage: Eukaryota; Metazoa; Chordata; Ascidiacea; Phlebobranchia; Cionidae. The record is from RefSeq and is a predicted model, not a curated record.